AUGGCUGCCAAAUCAAAUUUCACGACUCUUCCCCCCGAGUUAAAGGCUGAAGUCUUCACCUGGAUUCGUACAAAACCGGAACGUGCAGUCGUUUGUCUUGUAAGCCGUGGAUGGAGAGAUAUCAUGGCGCCUAUCGUGUGGAAGGAACUCACACUGGAUCCCAGAACAAUCUCGACAACUAAGCUGACAACACUGAUGCUUCUCAACAGUGGUAUACUUCCUCACGUCCGCCAACUCAUUGCCAAUUGGGAACCGGUGUGGAACGAGGAUCUGAGUCAUGAUUUCCACGCCGCAGUUCAAGUCGUAAUCGCAACAAUACCGAAAAACAGGCUACUCGGUUUUAGAAGUGACAUGCCUUUUGAGCCGGCCUAUCUACUCUCCCUGCUUCACAACCAGCAAAGGAUGAGAAAUCUCGACAUAGCUUUGGACAAGCCAAAGAUAAGUCGUUUCCCCAUUGAUUUCGGGAUCACCAUGCAUCGAUCGCUGGUCACUACUGCGCUACGUGGAUUGACAAAGCUCUGGGUUCGCAUCGGCUCCGGUGAUCACACAUACCGAAACAGCGCAUACAUGAUUAGAUGUGCUCCAAAGCUUCGCGACUUGUCUAUUGACGGCAACGUAGAUGAAGAAGGAAACUAUGCUUCUUUCGAUCCUUUACUCACUUGUGAGGUCCUCGGGGGAUUACAUGCAGACGACAUAACCGUACAGCAACUUCAGCUCUCACGCUUCAACCUACUAUACCUCGACUUGGCGACAUCCCAUGUUGACAAAGCAUUUGUCUACAUAGAUUUUGCUUGCCUCCAAUCUCUUUCACUAUACUGUUGUCGCAACGUCGAACCAUUCCUGACAGCACUCGCAACACGGCAAUCACUGGACCCCAGCCUAACUGAGAUUGAUAUAUUAAUGAAAGGCGACGUGCUAGAGAGCGAUAUCCGAGCGAUUGAGCAUCUAUUGAGAAUCUCCUCUGGUGUUCGAACUAUCUGGAUAGAUGUAGGGAAAGCAAGGCCUGUGGACAUUUUGUGCAUCACUCGACAUGGCAGUACAUUACAGCAUCUCGGACUGAACAUCGACGCGGAAAAUGCAGCAUCAUAUUACUCUGCCGUCGAUCUAUCCACCAUCUUAAAAUCGGCUCCAGGCUUGACUCAACUGGCUGUCUACAUCUCUCCCAUAGAGAUGGGUUGGUCAGGGUUACUCGGCACAGAUUUCACCCUUGAUGUACUCGAUAGUGGGGAUACUAGUGUUUCCAAUGCCUUGGAGUCAUAUCUAGAUUGCAUCGCACGCCAUCGGUCCCUGCAUACCCUGCAGAUACUCUCGCUACCGAGUAUCGACUACAACAUGGACCCAGAUCCCAAUCCCACUCUGCGGAACCGACAACCUAUCUACGACAACUACGUGCCGACCGCGAGUUUGAUGAUGCAAAAGCUUGCUGCUGAAGUCAUGUGCUUCCUUCACAAGCUCAACUCCCACAUUACAUUACUUGGGCUCUGCCCACUUUAUAAUGAAUUUGAGCAACCGAAAGCUGAUCACAAUGGUCACAAAUGGCCGAGAUACUAUUACAUCCGUGGCCGUAUCUCGGAUCCGACGGGCAGAGAGCGUUUCACAGCCGUUCCUUUUGACAUUGACAAUCUGCCGGAUAGCUCGCUGUUGCGCCGCUACAGCGGUGGUAGUACCAGUUGGUAA
Messenger RNA from Alternaria burnsii, 1677 nucleotides. RefSeq lists its product as uncharacterized. Gene Ontology annotation, molecular function: protein binding. Bases 1 to 1677 code for a protein of 558 amino acids. The transcript is spliced from 2 exons. The record is from RefSeq and is a predicted model, not a curated record. Lineage: Eukaryota; Fungi; Ascomycota; Dothideomycetes; Pleosporales; Pleosporaceae.